This is a messenger RNA of Psammomys obesus (fat sand rat), 3775 nucleotides long. RefSeq names its product PDZ domain containing ring finger 4 (gene Pdzrn4). The record is from RefSeq and is a predicted model, not a curated record. Gene Ontology annotation, molecular function: protein binding. NCBI's taxonomy places the organism in Eukaryota, Metazoa, Chordata, Mammalia, Rodentia, Muridae.
AUGGGCUUCGCUUCGGAGCUCUUCGCGGAAGCCGUGGACCCCGCUUUCCAGUGCCAGCUGUGCGGCCAGGUGCCGGAGGAGCCCGCGUGCACGCCUUGCGGGCACGUCUUCCGCGCCAGCUGCCUGCUGCCCUGGGCGGCGCGGAGGCGCCGGUGCCCGCUGCAGUGCGCGGCGCCGGCGCUGGGCGAGCUGUGCCGGGUGCGGCCGCUGCGCAGCCUGGUCCGGCAGCGGCGAGCGCAGCGUGACUCCCGCGCCCCGGGCUGCGGCUACCGGUGGGGCCGCGGGAGCUGGCGGCGCACGGCCAGCGCUGCGCCUUCGGCCCUGCCAGCGGCUGCGGGGGCGGCGGGGAGGAAACGCACUGGGUGACCACGACCCACCGAGGUGGGGACCACACGUGGGGAGCCGUCGGGGCCGGAGGGACGCCUGAGGGAGGUAGAGGAAGGCGCUGCGGGCACAGCUCGGUUUGCUGCGCGCGGGUACCAGGAGAAGUUGACCCACUACAUGGCGCACACGUGCAACUUCGGCGGGGACCCCGGAGGCCGAGGCCAGGACAGAGAACAGAAGUCAUUCACUGUUGUGUUGGAAAGAGAAGAUGGUACUUUGGGAUUCAACAUAAUAGGAGGCCGCCCAAAUCAGAAUUACCAGAAACAACCAGUAACUGAAGGAAUUUAUGUUUCAAAAAUUUUAAAAGAUGGACCUGCAGACAGAGCAGAUGGCCUGGAGGUUCAUGACAAAAUCAUUGAGGUCAAUGGCAAGGAUCUCUCAAAGGCCACCCAUGAAGAGGCAGUGGAAGCUUUUCGAAACGCCAAAGAGCCCAUCGUGGUGCAGGUGUUAAGGAGAACUCCUCUCAGCCGGCCGACGUACGGCGUGGUCCCAGAAGUACAGCUCACGAAUGCCAGCACACAGACUGACAUCACAUUUGAACACAUCAUGGCCCUGGCCAAGCUUCGACCUCUCACCCCUCCGGUGCCGGACACCUGUCCCUUUCUGCUUUCAGACAGCUGCCACUCUCUUCAUCCGAUGGAGAAUGGAUUUUACGAAGACAAUGAGUAUGUUCCCAGCUUGCCCGCUGAUGCCGACAGAGCAGAAGACUUUGAAUAUGAGGAGGUCGAGCUGUGCCGCGUUAGCAGUCAAGAGAAGCUGGGCCUGACAGUCUGCUACCGAACCGAUGAUGAAGAAGACACAGGCAUUUAUGUCAGCGAGGUUGACCCAAAUAGCAUCGCUGCCAAGGAUGGCCGGAUUCGAGAAGGAGAUCGUAUUUUACAAAUAAAUGGGGAAGACAUCCAGAACCGAGAAGAGGCCGUGGCUCUGCUGUCUAGCGAGGAGUGUAAGAGAAUUGUGCUGCUGGUCGCCAGGCCCGACAUGCAGCUGGAUGAAGGUUGGCUGGAAGAUGAAAGGAAUGAAUUCUUAGAAGACGUAAACUCGGAGAUGCUGGAGGAAGAACCUAAUGACGGAGCGCAGUGCACAGCCAAUGAGCUGCAGCAGCCAAAAAAGCAGGAGGAGGAAGAAGGCACAACGGACACGGCCACAUCCUCUUCCAACAACCAGGAGAAGGACAGUGGCGUGGGGCGCACAGAUGAGAGCUUGCGCAACGAUGAGAGCUCAGAGCAGGAGAAUGCAGCCGAGGAAGCCCACAGCACAUCUUUGAAGAGCAAGAGAGAGCUGGGCCAGAGCCAAGACACCCUCAGAAGCCUUGAGCUUCAGUGCAGCGGGAGCUUUGCCGGGGGUGAGUGCUUGGACUCCGACUGUGCCAGCAACCGCGAGGUGUGUGAAGGAUUCCAGCAGCUCCUGGAGCUUAAGAUUCGAAACCACGGGGACUAUGACCUGUACUACUCACGCAGCACAAUUGAAUGCUGUCAAGGGGAGCAGAGCGGGGUAGAGCACGAGCUGCAGCUGCUCAACGAAGAGCUAAGGAACAUCGAGCUAGAGUGCCAGAAUAUCAUGCAGGCGCACAGGCUCCAGAAGGUGACGGACCAGUACGGGGACAUCUGGGCGCUGCACGACGGAGGAUUCCGAAAUUACAACACCAGCCUAGACACGCAGAGGGGGAAGCUGGACGACAUCAUGGAACAUCCCGAAAAGUCGGACAAGGACAGCUCGAGCGCCUACAACACAGCCGAGAGCUGCAGAAGCACCCCCCUGACUAUAGACAGGUCCCCAGAUAGUUCUCUCCCGAGAGUGAUCAACCUCACCAACAAGAAAAACCUGAGGGGCACAACGACAGCCCGUCAGUCCCCUUCCAGACAGAGCACCAAGGAAUACACAUCUACCAAAGCCAAAAGCGCCGAGGAAGGCUGCAGCACCGAAAGCCUGGAGAAGAGUCUGGAGAACACCCAGCUUCCGGAUCAAGAGGGCAUGGCCAGGGAGCACACCCCAUACCUGUCUCCUUACCACAGCUCCUCCUACAGGUAUGCCAACAUCCCAGCACAUGCCCGGCACUAUCAGAGCUACAUGCAGUUAAUCCAACAGAAAUCCGCUGUGGAGUACGCCCAGAGUCAGCUCAGCCUGGUGAGCAUGUGCAAGGAAUCGCCCAGGGGCUCAGAGCCCAAGAUGGAGUGGAAGGUCAAAAUUAGGAGCGAUGGGACCCGGUACAUAACAAAGAGGCCAGUGCGAGACCGGAUUCUGAAGGAACGUGCCUUAAAGAUCAAGGAGGAGCGGAGCGGCAUGACCACAGACGACGACACCAUGAGUGAGAUGAAAAUGGGGCGGUACUGGAGCAAGGAGGAGAGAAAGCAGCACCUGGUCCGGGCCAAGGAGCAAAGGCGGCGCCGGGAGUUCAUGAUGCGGAGCCGGCUGGAGUGUCUCAAGGAGAGCCCGCAGAGCAGCGGCGAAGGCAAGAAGGAGCUGAGCAUCAUUGAACUGAGCCACAAGAAGAUGAUGAAAAAGAGAAACAAGAAAAUUUUGGAUAACUGGAUGACAAUCCAAGAACUGAUGACCCACGGGGCGAAGUCUCCAGAUGGCACUAGAGUCCAAAACGCCUUCCUGUCGGUGACCACCGUAUGACCAGGCGAAUGGGACAGCUGCCUUACAGAGCACGCUACCAGUUUCGGUAGAGAAUGAUUGCCUCGUUCAAUGUGGCGUUUUUAUAUAUAUUUUGUGACUUUUGCAGUUGAAAUUUUUUGUAAGAAAAAAAAAAAAUACCCGGUACUUUUUAAUUUGCUUUUCAUACGCUGGUACCUUCUUUGGCUAUUAUCUUUCUGUAACUUGUGAUAUAUUCAUAGCGCUCAUUUAUAGAAAAAAAAUAAAAAUAAAACAAUGAAAAAAGGAAAAAAAAUGACAAAAAUACUAAGGACCUAAUUGAUUUCGUAUUUUAAUGUAUCUAUUGUAAGUUAAAAAAUCUCGAUUUAUUUCUCUAAUUUUCUUAUUUUCUAUUUUAAUAACUCAAUGCCAAAACACUCCUAUGCUCGCUUACUGGCAUAGCGAUUACUAAAUCGAAUCUGCAUAUAAACCACGUGCCGCAUCUUGUCUCAUACAUGAAGUAGCACCCCUUUUACAGCCUGUUGUACAUUUAACACACACAUGGCAGUUGUCUUUGUCUCAGUAAAGUGUGGGUGGACAAUCUUCCUGUGAUACGUAGUGACACUGGUCAUGUAGCUAGGUAAUUGUGGUAAUUUGUGACAAUAAAAAAAUAAAAAAUAAAUUAUUGAUUAUCCAUAAGCGAAGUUAUCGAGGACUGUUCUUUUCUUUGUCCACUGUGGUUAACAUGUUUAGUUGUACGUAUACUAUUAGAAGACUCUUAGUUGUGAAUUAUAAACUGUGCGCUUUUUCUACCUUU